Molecule: messenger RNA, 1363 nt
Organism: Cucurbitaria berberidis CBS 394.84
Lineage: Eukaryota; Fungi; Ascomycota; Dothideomycetes; Pleosporales; Cucurbitariaceae
Exons: 1
Coding region: 146-1243 (365 amino acids)
Source: RefSeq, a predicted model, not a curated record
CUUUCUGUUUCACUGUUCCGUUUUUGAAUCUUGCUAACUGUGGUUCACCCACAGCGGGCGUCCAAUCCGUUCAGCAUGAAUCCUAGCUUUUUCGCAAACACCGAACACCAAAUCACCCAACUUGAAAAUCGGGGCUCGAAUACCGAUGAUGCUCAGCCUCUUGAAAUCACCGAAAAAUCCUCCCAAAGGACAGUCCCUGGGCCAUCAAACUUACUACGGCCACCCGACGAGAGAGGCUACAAAGUGCGGUCACGACAUUCAUCCUUCAGCUUCAACACACACGCCGUGGUGCCCAGGUUGUAUCGCGUCCUUGACCAAAGCGAAACUAGAUGCUGCGCAGAACAAGUUGAUCACCGAAGGAGGCUUAAGUCCAGCGGAGCACAUGCGCGACCGACGAUGGAACCAAGCAAGGCUAAAACACGAGAUCGCGAAGCAACGACUAGAGAAGGCUAGGAAAGAGGGUCAGUUACGCUGGGAGCGAGAGCAAGCGUGGGAUGAGGCGCACCAGCCGUCGGACUCUCAGCGCGCAGAGACAGCAACCGGGCUCAAGAGCUCCACCGAAUGCCCUGUUUGCGCAUCCAUGGUGGCAUCAUACCCUACCAAAGUACCCGAGAUGGAGGUGGCCAAAGACGUGCCGUGGUGGGAGCAACCAUGUGGUCAUGCUGUGGAGGAUAUCGUUGUACCCAUAACUCUGCCAAGGUUGCACCACAACCACCAGCCGUGGCAACAUACGCGGAGGCCAGAAAGCUCACAGGCGCUACGCAAAAUCAUCCAGAACCUUCGAGUAUCUAUGCAUUCUGCAGAUAAUUACAGACGCACGUGGGAUAAUCGGUACAAGACUGAGUCUGCAGUACGUCGUAAACACAGCCUCGGCCAGGACAUUCAUUUUGAGCCUGACUUCUGGGACUCUCCGAUUUGUGGCCUGACAAGUCGUCGCGAUUUCCAGCACGUACUGGAGAACCAACGCAUGGCUGCGCGCCGUGCUCGAGGGAAUAUACCACGACCAAAGCUACCACGGAGCUCCUUGUCGCACACUGAGCUCUCCGAGCAGCUCCACGUCGAUGAGGACUGGAUAGAGGCAAUGAGAGAGAAGGAAGAGCUGGAAGAGCUGGAAAGAGAAGCGAGGAAAGUGGGAGAGGAGGUUGGCUAUCUAUAUUUUGUGGGCACGAUCGACGGCAUGGAAGAAUGGAAGGAGGACUACCUACAAAGCGACAGACAACUGGUGGUCCGGACACUUCAAUGAGCAAAAGACUAAGGUGAUCGAGGCAUGGACCCCCGACAUUAUGUCUUAUAGGAACGAAGCAACAGAAUAUUGAGUUGUAGACUAUGAUGGGGAGGGGGGAGGUCUCCCUUUGGGUUUGUG